This is a messenger RNA of Vigna unguiculata (cowpea), 1822 nucleotides long. Its product is annotated as acyltransferase GLAUCE-like. Lineage: Eukaryota; Viridiplantae; Streptophyta; Magnoliopsida; Fabales; Fabaceae. The record is from RefSeq and is a predicted model, not a curated record. Gene Ontology annotation, molecular function: acyltransferase activity, transferring groups other than amino-acyl groups.
UGCAUAACAACAUUAAUUACACACUUUGGUUCAGUUUUUCAAACAUGGGAACCUCUGGCCAAAAAUCUGCAUCACCUCUCUCAGAUCUGAAGGUGACAAUCCACGAAACUUCAACCAUUUUUCCAUCCAAACAAACGGAGAAGAAGUGCUUGUUCCUAUCAAACAUCGACAAGGUAGUAAACUUUGACGUGGAGACGCUUCACUUCUUCGCAGCAAACAAAGCUUUUUCACUCCAAAAGGUGGCUGAGAAGUUGAAGAAGGCCCUGGAGGAUGUUCUUGUUCACUAUUCCUUCUUAGCCGGAAGGUUGAGACAGAAUGCUGAAACCAAAAGAUUAGAGAUAGAUUGCAACGCAAAAGGUGCUGCGUUUGUGGUGGCUUCAUGUAAGCACAAGUUAAGUGAGCUUGGAGACUUGGCUUAUCCCAAUCCAGCUUUUGCAAAAUUGGUUCACAAGAGUAAGGAUAAGGAUCUUCCACUCGCUGUGCAGCUAACAUCCUUUGACUGUGGUGGCUUCGCAAUGGGCUUCACAACAAGCCACGCAGCCUUUGACGGACUUAGCUUCAAAACCUUCUUGGACAACCUUGCUGCACUGGCUGCUAAUAAGCCCAUGCCUGUGAUGCCCUGCCACGACAGGCACCUCCUGGCUGCACGAUCCCCGCCACGUGUAACCUUUGCGCACCCCGAGUUGGCCGAGCUCGAUUACUCACCCAUAGCAUCCACUGAGUCCAAUGUCUUUGAUGCUUCCAAAGGUCCUAAGUCCAAUGUCUUUGAUGUUUCCAAAGGUCUUGAGUCCAACGUCUUUGAUGCUUCCAAAGGUACCGAGUCCAAUGUCUUUGAUGCUUCCAAAGGUACUAAGUCCAACGUCUUUGAUGCUUCCAAAGGUACUGGGUCCAACGUCUUUGAUGUUUCCAAAGGUACUGGGUCCAACGUCUUUGAUGAUUCCAAAGGUACUGAGUCCAACGUCUUUGAUGCUUCCAAAGGUACUGGGUCCAACGUCUUUGAUGUUUCCAAAGGUCCUGAGUCCAACGUCUUUGAUGCUUCCAAAGGUACUAAGUCCAACGUCUUAGAUGUUUCCAAAGGUCCUGAGUCCAACGUCUUUGAUGCUUCCAAAGGUACCGAGUCCAACGUCUUUGAUGCUUCCAAAGAAAAAUUGGACUUUAGGGUUUUCAAACUAACCCCCGAAGACAUUGUGAGCCUUAAGGAGAAAGCAAAGGGAAGCACCAACGACAGCAACACCGGGUUUAACGCUAUCACCGCCCAUAUAUGGCGGUGCAAGGCCUUAUCAGCACCGUAUGACCCAACGGGAUCAUCGACCGUACUAUUCCCCGUGGACAUACGCUCCAAAUUGAACCCUCCGUUGCCAGAAGGCUUUGCAGGAAAUGCUGUGUUAACGGCGUUUGCCACGGCGAAAUACGAGGAGUUGGAGAAGGGUGAGUUUUCAAGGUUAGUGGAGAUGGUGAAGGAGGGUGCAGAGAGAAUGAAUGAUGAGUAUGCGAGGUCUGUUAUAGACCAUGGAGAGCUGUGUGAUGGGUUUCCACGUGGGGAUGUUUUGAUUUCUUCGUGGCAAAGAUUAGGGUUUGAAAAGGUGGAGUAUCCGUGGGGGAAGCCCAAAUAUUGUUGCCCUGUGGUGCAUCAACGGAAGGAAAUUAUUCUGUUGUUUCCUCCCUUUGUCGCAGGUGGUGAUGAUGGGAUCAACAUUAUAGUGGCUCUUCCUCCCAAGAAAUUGGAAAAAUUCGAGAACCUCUUUCACACGUUCUUGCGUUCAGUUUGAUCCAUGUUUUCUUCAUAUGGUCAUCAACAUGUUUAAUUAUAUAUAUAUAUAUA